AAGUCUGAGAUCUGAUAAAGAGCCACUGCUAGGCAAGAGCUGAAGAGCUGAGAGGGAUUCUCUCGUCUGCACACCAAGCCUAGACGGAAAAGCCAGCAGGCAUAAUGGGCAGGCAGAAGGAGGUUUUGAGUGCUGUCAGCCACCGGCUGAGUAUCAGGAAUAAACUCCUCCGGCAGGCUCUGGCUGAAUGCCUUGGGACUUUGGUGCUGGUGUUGUUCGGCUGUGGCUCAGUGGCUCAGAUUGUGCUCAGCAGACAGACCCACGGGACGUUCCUGACAGUCAAUUUGGCUUUCGGCUUUGCUGUCACACUGGGAAUUCUGAUCGCCGGACAGAUCUCCGGUGGCCACUUGAAUCCAGCCGUCACCUUUGCAAUGUGCUUUAUGGCUCGGGAACCUUGGAUAAAAUUGCCAGUAUAUGCUAUAGCACAAACCCUCGGAGCAUUCUUGGGAGCUGGCAUUGUUUUCGGCUUGUACUAUGAUGCCAUCUGGGCCUUUGGUGGGAACCAGCUGUUCGUCACAGGUGACAAUGGCACAGCCGGGAUUUUUGCCACUUACCCAUCAAAUCACUUGAACUCCGUGAAUGGAUUUUUUGACCAGUUUAUUGGCACAGCAGCCCUGCUUGUUUGUGUCUUGGCAAUUGUGGACCCUCACAACAAUGCAGUUCCCAAAGGUUUGGAGGCAUUCACUGUCGGCUUUGUCAUCUUGGUGAUUGGAACUUCUAUGGGCUUCAACUCUGGAUAUGCUGUCAACCCAGCCCGAGACUUUGGGCCUCGUCUUUUCACAGCCAUCGCUGGUUGGGGCUCGGAAGUUUUCACGAGUGGCCGGCAGUGGUGGUGGGUGCCCAUCAUCGCUCCUUUCCUCGGCUCCAUUGCUGGUGUAGGAGUCUAUCAGUUGAUGAUUGGCUGCCACGAUGAGCCACCUCUCGAAGUGCACGACGAGGAAUCCGUCAAGCUAUCCAACGUGAAGCAGCGGGACAACGUUUGAAGCGGCCCCGGAAAGCGACUGUUUCUCUGUGUGCAGAUGGACUGUUUUUUUGAAAAAAGAACUCUAUUAAUAGGACUGCAAUAACCAAAGAAAAGCAAGAGGAAAACAACCCACAAGGAAUCCCAUCUCUGACUUUUCCCCUUCUCCCUUCCUAGUUUCUUCAAAUGUCCCUGAGGAAUUUGUUUUAGAAAGUUGCUUACAAGCCCAACCGUGCCACGUUGUGCCUGCAGCGGGUACCAGUGUUGCAAAGGGGUUAGCACAUAGGACUGUGCCUUAAUCCAAAGCCAUUGUUUGGCUUUAACCUCUUUAAUGGCCAUUUUCCUUCUAUGGCAGGAUGUAGGCUCAAACAAUUUAGAUUUUCCUUUGUAAAUAGAUCUGGGGCCACCGGGCAAGUUAAGGAGAGAAUGAGUAGCCACGCUGCCUGUUACUUUGUGGGCCAAAUCCACUCCUAGAGUCACUUGAGUCUCAUCUCCCUCAGGACUGAGUUUGUUCCAGUAAUAUUUGAAUGGAUGUGAUGAAUUGUAGCCCACCAUAGUCCAUCUUUCCCUCAGAAUAAGCUACCACGAGGGAAAGAAUUCAAUGACAGACGAUUCAGGGGAGAUUUCAGGAUUUGUAGGAAUGACUGUUGCAAAAAAUAUUGAAGAACUUCGUUCAGGAUCAAGUGGCAAUUUGGGGUGUGUUUCAGGCCUACGACAGUAUCAACUUUUGUAAAUAUAAAGGAGGAAUAUAUAUCUGUAUACGUAUACUAUGUGCUGUUACAUGCUGUCACAGCAUUUCGCUUUUGAUUACCUUGUGCAUAUGUGAGGGAAAGCGUAUGUGUGUUUCAUCCUUGCUUUGGUCUUGGCUUGUUUUUUUAAAAAUAUGCAUAUUGUAGACCACUGAUUUGUUACUUCUAAGUUGCAUUCGUGCCAGCUGGGCCACAAUCUUACAGAAUUAAAAGUGUUGGAAACCAACAAACUUCAACGCUUUUAUUUUUGCAUUGGAUUGCGGCCUGGUGCUUUAACGGAAAAGUUUGCUUUUCGUCACCCUAAGCGUUAAUUUGGGUAAUACAGCAGCUAUUGUACAAACAUACAACAGAAAAUCUUCCUUUGGAGGAAUCAGCAUCCCAGGAUGGUUGGUGCAUGGAAGGCAGUAUAACCCCCCCACCCCAGGAAUGGUAAAACAGAUGAUUGUGUGUCGUCUUCAAAAGGGUUCCUGUUGGGUUCCGUUGCAUUUGGACUCUCAUUUUGGAUCUGUAGUUGGACCCCACAUAUUAUACAACAAAGAUUGUUAAAGUUGUUUUUACUGUUACCUUGACUAUUUCAUGAUAUCCCUCAGCUCGGGUGCACCCCCAGAAAAUAUCAAGAGUGUGGAAGAAGAACUACAUGCUGAAAUGUAGCUGGUGGAUACUGAAGGAGUCCCACGGCUACACAGUUGAUCAGCUGUGGUUUCAAAGUAGGGCCACGUCUCGCUGGUGGGAAAUCUUACCAAGGGAUUAUGAACCUGCCUUUUGCUAAAGAUCAGCAGUGCGUCGAGCUGGGUUUCAUCUCAUCUAGCAGGCAGUGGCUUUCCAGGGUCUCAGGAAGGGAAAGUGGUUUGCACUUGUUCCUGGAGAAGUUUUAAAAUUGGGAUACCUCAAAUUGUCAAGUUUUCAGGCAGCCCAUCUGUUUCUGGUGCCACCCAAACCACUUGACCACAGGGUCACUAUGUGCAAGUCUGCUUGGCACUUCCGUUGUGGUUCACGGGGACUGAUCCCAGCAAUUCCACCCCCUUCAAACUUCAUGUUAAUCAAAUCAUCCUCUGAGAUGAAUUAAUAUGUACAGUUAGGAUGGGAGAGGGUUUUUCUGCCCCUACAAUCAAAAUCCUCGUAUGUAUGAAUUUUCUAAAGACGUAUGACACCCACAUUCCAUGUAGAUCCUACGACAUUUGUAAUAUGUUUUAAUUUUUUUAAAUAAAUAAAUAAACACCA
Eublepharis macularius is the source of this 2931-nucleotide messenger RNA. RefSeq names its product aquaporin 3 (Gill blood group) (gene AQP3). Gene Ontology annotation, molecular function: glycerol channel activity; water channel activity; urea transmembrane transporter activity. Bases 105 to 983 code for a protein of 292 amino acids. The record is from RefSeq and is a predicted model, not a curated record. Gene Ontology annotation, biological process: water transport; glycerol transmembrane transport. The transcript is spliced from 6 exons. Gene Ontology annotation, cellular component: basolateral plasma membrane; plasma membrane. NCBI's taxonomy places the organism in Eukaryota, Metazoa, Chordata, Lepidosauria, Squamata, Eublepharidae.